AUGAAAAGCGGAGAGCUAUGCAUUCACAAGGAAAACAACGCUGAUAACGUGAUAAAGAAGCGAAGACAGGUUUCGACGUGGUCGAUGAUUGCAGUGCUAUGGGCAGUCGUGGUAAAUAGUUUUGUCGUAGGUGAUGAGGCCAUCACUCCAACUGAUGUUGUUUGGGGAACUUGUCGCCGAUAUAACGAAUUGGAGCUGUUCAGCCAUACACUACAGUCAAUUUGUCCACUUGAUUAUGACGACAAGUGUGACGACCCCAUCAUGGACCCGUACGGCUUAUUCAGAUACCGUUGCCAAACCAAUCCUCAUGAUGAGAUGCUAUCAACCAUUGAGGUGCUGAACGCAAGCUCACUGCUGGAGAUGUUGCACCACACAGAUGUGUACAAAAGGACAUGGUGCAUGAUUACUUUGUUCUACUCGCCAACCUGUCCCUUCAGCGCUCGAAUCGCUCCGUAUUUCAAUGCACUUCCACAGCUAUACAACCGAAGUAUCAAGUUCGCUGCUUUCGAUGCUACAGAGUUUACCAAGUGA
Ostertagia ostertagi is the source of this 531-nucleotide messenger RNA. The record is from the annotation of a GenBank genome assembly. NCBI's taxonomy places the organism in Eukaryota, Metazoa, Nematoda, Chromadorea, Rhabditida, Trichostrongylidae.